Molecule: messenger RNA, 663 nt
Organism: Closterium sp. Naga37s-1
Lineage: Eukaryota; Viridiplantae; Streptophyta; Zygnematophyceae; Desmidiales; Closteriaceae
Source: the annotation of a GenBank genome assembly
AUGCGUCCGCCGUCCCGCCGUGCCUCCGCGCAGCCAGCGGCGAGCGCGGCGAGUGCGCGCCAUGGCGGGGACCGCCGGGGCGGUCGAGAGCGCGGCAUCAGCAGCGCUGCGCGCGGUGCUGCAGCGAGUGGCGCAGGCAGCGGAACGGGCCGGCAGGAACGCCGGACAGGUGUGAUUGCGUGUGGUGUGAUGGUGGGUGGUGUGAUGGCGGGUGAUGUGAUAGCGGGCCGUGUGAUGGCGGGUGAUGUGAUAGCGGGCCGUGUGAUGGCGGGUGAUGUGAUAGCGGGCCGUGUGAUGGCGGGUGAUGUGAUAGCGGGCCGUGUGAUGGUGGGUGGUGCGGAAGGGGUCACCAUGCAAUGCAUGUGGAGAGGAGGCAGCCGCGGUGCAGGUGCUGCAGCGAGUGGUGCAGGUGCUGCAGCGAGUGGUGCAGGCAAAAGAAGGUGCGGGCAAAAGAAGGUUCGGGUGGUGGCGGUGAGUAAGACCAAGCCUGUAUCGUUGCUUCGGGAGGUGUACGAUGCGGGGCAGAGGCACUUUGGGGAGAACUACGUGCAGGAGAUAUUGGACAAGGCGCCUCAGGUGCGCCUCAGGUGGGCCUCAGGUGGGCUUCAGGUGAGAAUGAGGUGGUUCUCACCAGACCAGAUCCACCGUCAUGAGAGUCUCUAG